AGGACAUCAGCAAGGAUAACAGAGCUCUUGGGAAGCUGAGGAGGGAAAGUGAGCGCGCCAAGAGAGCUCUUAGCGGCCAACACCAAGUCCGUGUCGAGAUUGAAUCACUUUUUGAUGGUGUUGACUUCUCUGAACCACUGACCCGAGCUAGAUUUGAGGAGCUGAAUUAAUGAUUUGUUUAGAAAGACCAUGGGACGUCUUAAGAAGGCUAUGGAAGAUGCCGGUUUGGAGAAGAACCAAAUUGAUGAAAUUGUGCUUGUUGGUGGAAGCACUAGGAUUCCAAAGGUUCAACAGCUUCUUAAGGACUAUUUUGAUGGAAAGGAACCGAACAAAGCUGUGAACCCAGAUGAGGCAGUUGCUUAUGGUGCUUCUGUACAAGGAAGCAUAUUGAGUGGAGAGGGUGGUGAAGAAACUAAAGAUAUCCUUCUCCUGUUACGUGGCUCCACUGACCCUUGGAAUUGA
Messenger RNA from Carya illinoinensis, 462 nucleotides. Its product is annotated as luminal-binding protein 5-like. Bases 190 to 462 code for a protein of 90 amino acids. Gene Ontology annotation, cellular component: endoplasmic reticulum chaperone complex; nucleus; membrane. The transcript has 2 exons. Gene Ontology annotation, molecular function: misfolded protein binding; ATP-dependent protein folding chaperone; ATP binding. Gene Ontology annotation, biological process: cellular response to unfolded protein; endoplasmic reticulum unfolded protein response; protein refolding. The record is from RefSeq and is a predicted model, not a curated record. Lineage: Eukaryota; Viridiplantae; Streptophyta; Magnoliopsida; Fagales; Juglandaceae.